Balaenoptera musculus (blue whale) is the source of this 3092-nucleotide messenger RNA. RefSeq names its product CUB domain containing protein 1 (gene CDCP1). The record is from RefSeq and is a predicted model, not a curated record. Bases 149 to 2659 code for a protein of 836 amino acids. The transcript is spliced from 9 exons. NCBI's taxonomy places the organism in Eukaryota, Metazoa, Chordata, Mammalia, Artiodactyla, Balaenopteridae.
GGCUCCCGCGGCGCUGGGCGGAGCCAGGGCCAGUCCGCCCCGCGCACAGGUGAGCGCGACGGGACGGAACUAAGAGAAGCUCGUGCCAGCCGCUCCGAAUCACGGGCCACAUUCGCUUUCCCCGCCGAGACCGAGGCGCCGCGGAGCCAUGGCCGGCCUGAACUGCAGGGUCACGGUCGCACUGCUGGGGGUCCUGCUGCUGGGCGCUGCGCGCCUGUCCCGCGGAGGGGAAACUUAUGAGAUUGCUCUGCCACAUGGAAGCAACAUUACAGUCCUUAUAAAGCCUGGGGUCCCAACUCUGCCAGCGAACGUAUGUAGCAUCAUUUCUAAAAAAUGGGUAACCUCAUUGUCCAUCAAAGCCGGAGAGACAGCAGUCUUUUCCUUUAGCUGCCGGGAUCCAGAGAAUCACUUUGUUAUCGAGAUCCAGAAGAAUAUUGACUGCAUGUCAGGUCCAUGUCCUUUUGGAAAGGUUCAUCUUCAGCCCUCAACGUCGGUGUUGCCCACCCUCAACAGAACCUUCAUCUGGGAUGUCAAAGCUAACAAGAACAUCGGUCUAGAACUGCAGUUCUCCCUCCCUCGCCUGAGGCAGAUCAGGCCGGGGGAGAGCUGCCCUGAUGGAGUCACUCAUAGCAUCAGCAGCCGCAUUGGCGCCACGAUGGUCAGGAUCGGAACCUUCUGCAGCAACGGCACUGUGUCCCGGAUCAAAAUGCAAGAGGGAGUGAAAAUGGCCUUGGACCUCCCGUGGUUCCUCAACAGAAAUGUCUCCGGCUUCAGCAUCACAAACCGGUCGUCUAUAAAACGCCUGUGCAUCAUCGAAUCUGUGUUUGAAGGUGAAGGCUCAGCCACCCUGAUGUCUGCCAACUACCCGGACGGCUUCCCCGAGGACGAGCUCAUGACGUGGCAGUUCAUCAUCCCUGCGCACCUGCGGGCGAGCGUCUCCUUCCUCCACUUCAGUGUCUCCAACUGCGUGAAGAAGGAGGAGCGGGUUGAGUACUGCAUCCCAAGCUCCACCACCAACCGCGAGGUGUUCAAGCUGCAGGACAAGCAGCCUGGGAACAUCGCCGGGAACUUCAACCUCUCUCUGCAGGGCUGUGACCAAGAUGUCCAAAAUCCAGGCAUCCUCCGGCUGCAGUUUCAAGUAUUGGUCCAACAUCCACAAGAUGAAAGCAAUAAAACCUACGUGGUUGACUUGAGUAACGAGCGAGCCAUGUCGCUGACCAUUGAGCAACGGCCCAGCAAACUGAGCCGCAAAUUUGUCCCCGGCUGCUUCGUGUGUCUGGACUCUCGGACCUGCAGCACCAACCUCACCCUGACAGCUGGCUCCAAACACAAUAUCUCCUUCCUUUGUGAUGAUCUGACACGCCUGUGGAUCAACGCCCAGAAAACCAUAAGCUGCCUGGACCACCGGUACUGCCACAGGAAGUCCUACUCGCUCCAGGUGCCAUGGUACAUCUUCCAGCUGCCUGUGCAGCUGCACGACUUCUCCUGGAAGCUGCUGGUGCCCAAAGACAGCAUCAGCCUGGCACUGGUGCCUGCCCAGAAGCUGCAGCAGCACACUCACGAGAGGGUCUGCAACACCAGCUUCAGCUACCUCGUGGCCAGUGCCGUUCCCGGCCAGGACCUUUCCUUCGGCUCCUUCUGCUCUGGAGGCUCCAUAGAGCAGAUUCAGGUGAAGCAGAACGUCUCGGUGACCCUCCGCACCUUUGCCCCCAGCUUCCAGCAAGAGGCCUCCAGGCAGAGCCUGGCCGUGUCCUUUAUCCCCCACUUCAAAGAGGAAGGUGUUUUCACAGUGACCCUGGACACGAAAAGCAAGGUCUACCUGAGGACCCCUAACUGGGACAGGGGCCUACCAUCCCUCACCUCCGUGUCCUGGAAUAUAAGCGUUCCCCAAGACCAGGUGGCCUGCCUGACCUUCCUCAAAGAGCGGACGGGCCUGGUCUGCCAGACAGGGCGUGCGUUCAUGAUCAUCCAGGAGCAGUGGGCCCACACCGAGGAGAUCUUCAGCCUGGAGGAGGAGGUGCUGCCCAAGCCAAGCUUCCGCUAUCACAGCUUCUGGGUCAACAUCUCCAACUGCAGCCCCAUGAGCAGGAAGCAGCUGGACCUGCUCUUCUGGGUCUCGCUUACCCCAAGGACCAUGGACCUGACUGUCAUCAUCCUCACGGUGGUGGGAGGUGGCGCCUUACUGCUGUUUGCCCUCGGACUCAUCGUUUGCUUUGUGAAAAAGAAUAGGAAAAAGAAGAUCAACAAGGGCCCAGCUGUAGGUAUCUACAACGGUAACGUCAAUACCCAGAUGCCGAUGCAGCCAAAAAUCUUUCAGAAAAGACAGACGGACAACGACUCCCACGUGUAUGCCGUCAUCGAUGACACCAUGGUGUACGGGCAUCUGCUGCAGGAUUCCAAAGGGUCCUUCCUCCAGCCAGAGGUGGACACCUACCGGCCCUUCCAGGGCCCCACAGGGGACUGCCCUCCUUCCCCACCCCCCGUAUGCUCCAGGGCUCCAACUGCAAAGUUGACCGAAGAUGAGCCAUCCUCUGGCUUCCUUUCUGAGUCUGAGAGUGAAUCGUACACCUUCUCCCACCCCAAAGACAGGAAUAUAAGCAAUGGGAACACAGACCUUCCCUUGCUAGAAACCUACGAGACCAUGGAGCCUGGGGAGUAACUUGGACCCACCCCAAAGACUCCACAUAAAGCAGGGCACUGAGAUGCCCUUUAGGGUUCCCACCCAGAAAUCCCGAAGAAGAGGAAUUGUGUGGAAGGGUAGCAGGAGGUUUUUCUGGAUGCCACCAACUUCUGAUUUCCAAGUGGACUCAUUCCAAUGCUGAGACAUUGAAAAUGAUGAAUUGUGAUCUGGAUACAAUCAUCACGGUGAAUGUCCUUCUGAACUCAGGUUGGGUUGUAACCAGUCCAUAAUGAGAGGGGAGAGGCUGAAUCACGCAGGACAGGGAUACAAUGAGCCCUGGAUUUGGAUUUGCAUUUGGAUUUAGACUUCUUCAGGUUGACAGUGCCAACCCCUAGGAGCCCACGGAGACCCUUGCUCUCACUGGGGUCCCCUGUAUGGAAAUGUCAGUGCGCUUUAUUAUUAUUAUUAUUUA